Messenger RNA from Haliotis rubra (blacklip abalone), 3521 nucleotides. Its product is annotated as coiled-coil domain-containing protein 57-like. NCBI's taxonomy places the organism in Eukaryota, Metazoa, Mollusca, Gastropoda, Lepetellida, Haliotidae. The record is from RefSeq and is a predicted model, not a curated record. The transcript is spliced from 22 exons. The coding region runs from base 248 to 3235 and encodes 995 amino acids.
ACGAGGCAGGCGGUGAAUUUGUUUAUAUGGUACCUGUCAAUAUCUGUUUCACUGAGCAGAUGAUGAGAUAUCCGUAGAUACUGAUACAGAUGUGCGUAACAAUAUUCACUGGCACUGGAAAAAUAUGAUUUAACAUCUGCGAACGUAACUCUGUCGUAAGAUUCCCCUGCCAUGAGGCUGACAUGCUGCAAUGUAAGUGAAAUACUGAGCAAGGCUUACAUGGUGCUACACAUGUGAAGAAUACAAGAUGGCUGACCAGGACCCAGCAUCAUGGAGAGAGUUGGCAGAGCAGAAAGAGAGGGAAUGGAAGGAAGCAUCUCAGAAGAGGGUGGAGUCACUUGAGAAGGCUUGUAGAGAGAAGGAGCAGUCUCUGGCUGCCGAGAGGACAAAACUAACAAAGCUGAAGGAGGACUUCAAGUACAACCUGAAGCUGCUGGAGGAGAGGGACCAGGAGCUGCAGGCCUAUGAUGCCAACUUCACAGAACUCAGAGCCCACUUAAGUACAAAGACUGCAGAAGUGAGUGAGUUGAAGAUUCGCCUUGAUGACAUGAAGAAGGCGACCCAGCGAGAGACGCAGGCCAUGGUGGAGCUCCAGGCCCAUUACCAGCACCGACUCCGGGAGAGACACACCGAGGUGGACUCCUUCAAGACAUCCAAGACUCAAGAGUUGGACAAGGAGAGGGCAGAGUUUGAGACAUUCCGGAGGAAGCUGCAGCUGAGACUGAAGGAAGUGGAGGAAGAACUGGACACCCAGAAGAGAGAGCUGUCCACAGGGUUUGAAGAGGCUCUCAAAAGGCGAGAACAUGAAUUCCGUGUGAAAGCAGAUGAAAUGGGGGCCAAAGUUUUGGAGUAUGAGCUAAAGGCAAAGCUGUUAGACAAGGAGCUUGAGAUGGUGAAGUCCUCCCAGAACAAGCAGCGUGAGCUUUGCAAGGAGUCCGAGUCUCACACAAGGCAGCUGGAGAAGGCUGUGAAAGAGAGAGACUGGGCCAUCAAGGAUGUCACUGUCAUGAAGGAUGCAAGAAUAUCUGAGCUGGAGACCAAGCUCCGUGAGACUGAGACAGGCAUCGCUAGGUUGCAGGAGGACUUUCAACGCAAAUUUUCUGAGAUGGACUUGAUGAUGCGUGAGAAGGAAGGUGCCCUUGGCAAGGUAAAGGACGCAUGUGUUGAGCGGGAAGAGAAGUUACAGACCACAGCUCGUGAGCUGCAGUCUCAGCUGGAGGACCAGCAGAUAGAGAUCCGUCGGCUGGAGUGGCAGAACCAAGACCUCAGCAAAGACAGAGACGUCCAGAUCACCAAACUCCGUGAAGAACUGGAGAGUCAGCAAGAAAAGUGGGAGCGACACCUGGGUGAGGUGUCACACAGUCAGGUGUCACGGGACGUGGAGCUGGAAGCCCUGAGGGAGAGAGAGAGCAAGUUUCAGGUGGAGCUGCAGCAGAAGAAACAGGACAUUGACAGGUACAAGAGAGACCUGAGUCAGGCAGCUGAGAGAGAGGCGAGUCUGGAGAGAAGCAAGGCACAGUUGGAACUAGACUGGCAGAGGAGGCUGGAGGAUGCAGAGAGACACCAGUAUGAUCGCUCCGAGGACCUAAUUAAGAAACUCACCUCUGCCCGAGAUCAGGCUGUGGCUGAGGUGAGGGAGAAGUUGCGGGAGAUGGAGCAGAAAGACAUGCUGAUAAACACUCUACAACGGGACCGAAAUAUCGCCAUGGCAACCCUUAAACAUCAUGGGAUUCCUAUCAACAAGAACAUAAAUGUUGACAGCUCGGUGUUUGAGGAAGAGAGUCGGCAUGACCUGCUGCAGCUGCAGGAGCAGAACGACAACCUCCGGGAGGUGAUACGGCAGAUGAGGGAACAGAUGGAGGACCUAGGCCACAACCUCCCCACACAGCCAGGCAGCCCCACUGCACCUUCAAGAGACUAUGUGGCCAGCCUGGAGCAGGAGGUCACACAGCUCAAGCAGAAGCUGAGGAAGCUGAAGGAGGAACUGGAGGCUCACAAGAUGCCUGGGGUCGCAUCACAUGCAGAGAAUGAUGACAUCAUGGUUGAGGUCAAGGACAAUACGGUGGUCAGGAACCACAUUCAGAUGCUCAACAAUAUGCUGGGCAGUGUGAGGAGUGAGAAGGUGGAGCUGACCGCCCAGGUCCGCAAGCAGCAGGCACGGAUACAGUAUCUGGAGGGUCGAGGAUCUCAGCUGGAGAAGCAGCCCCGCCAGAAGCAGGUGGAGAUUGAUCAGCUGCAGUAUGAGGUCAACGCUGGGAAGAGGCGGCACGAGGCCGAGGUGGCAGGGUUGAGGUCACGUGUGUCCGACUUGGAGCAGCAGCUGGUGGAGACGAGGAAGGAAGCAGACGAAUACUACCGCAGCUGCCUCGAGAGAAACACAGAGGUCACUGCCCUCUCCAAUGAGUUAUCAGCCAUGAAGAUGGAAAUCAGUGAGAGAAGACCAGCAGUCAACUUCGGGGCACAGGAGCUUGUGAUCCAGCAGCUUCAGGAUGAGAUACUGAGACUGAAACAGAAGGGGAGUGGCAUCACAUCCACCAUGGACAGUAUAGGCAUGGAGGACAGGCAAGGGGAGACAACUCAAGUGUCAGAGCUUCGAGCCAAGCUGAAGCAGGCAGUGAAACACAUCAGUCAGCUAGCCAAGGAAAAACAACAGCUGAUUGAAAUAGGGAACAGGCUGAGAGCAGAGCUUAAGAAAUCUGUAGCAGGUAACACCCAGACUCCUCUGCCCAUGACAGCAGUACGACAAGAGACAGUGUCUCCAGGUCGAUCCGGGCCUCCCAUGGAGUCCAGACCCAACACAGACCAGUAUCACAGUAAAUUGCAACAGCUGGAAGCCCUGCAAUAUCAGCUGACAAAACAGGAACUGCAGUAUGCCCAGAGGCAUGUUGUGCCAGUAAUGGAGUACACAGACAGAUCUUUAGAUGACAUCCCGACACGGCACUCAACUAAUCCCCACACAGGACAUCUGGAGCAGACAUCCAGUUCCCUGGGGGACACACAACAAACCGGACCACAAGGAGUGACCAGUGACCAUAAGCUCCUGCUGAGCAUGUCGUCUGCAGGAGGGGAGUCACUGCAGGAGAUCUGGAGGAUGCUGGACGAAAGGCAGAGUCCAGGCAUCUUCACACCUAAAACACCUCGCUCCAGAGCUGAUAUUAUGAAUCCACCAUCUCCUAACAUCCGUGUGUCGCCGCGUGUAACCCAAGACAAGGGACUGAGCGAUAUCUGGAACUAAGACAGACCUUACUAACCGACCAUCACCCGAGAGGAAGACAGUCUCUCAUAAGGUGAAGGAUCAACGGAGAAGUGCUUCUAAAUCAAGGAACUAUAACAUUCGAGAUGACACUGCUGUCAGAUGACACUAAACUGGACAGUUGACGUCAUUGUUUCCAGGCAGUCUGGUCGCCUUCCAGAUUACAUCUAGAGUCAAUCACUUCAUCUUAUACCUGUCCAUUAGCUGGUCAAAUUCCGGACAUAUGAACUGAUCCAGUUGAUAUGAGUGUUCACAUACAAUCAUCUGG